Molecule: messenger RNA, 1414 nt
Organism: Macrosteles quadrilineatus (aster leafhopper)
Lineage: Eukaryota; Metazoa; Arthropoda; Insecta; Hemiptera; Cicadellidae
Product: TRPL translocation defect protein 14-like
Exons: 1
Coding region: 14-1243 (409 amino acids)
Biological process (GO): photoreceptor cell maintenance
Molecular function (GO): GTP binding; phosphatidic acid binding; phosphatidylinositol binding
Source: RefSeq, a predicted model, not a curated record
AGCAGUAAGAACAAUGGAAAGCAAACAGAAGAGGCUUUAUAAGGUUGUUCUGACCGGAGGUCCUUGCGGUGGAAAAACAACUGGCCAAUCAAGGUUGUGCACGUUCUUUGAGAACUUAGGAUGGAAAGUGUUUCGAGUGCCGGAGACUGCCACAGUGCUGCUCAGUGGUGGAAUAAAAUUCUCAGACCUGUCAGAGGAAGAAGGUUACAAGUUUCAAGAGAACCUCCUCAAGACAAUGUUACAGAUAGAGAACACAUUCUUUGAGCUGGGAGAGAGCUGCAACAGAGAUUGUCUUAUAAUAUGUGACCGAGGGGCCAUGGACGCAUCUGCAUUCAUUUCUCGAGACAAGUGGGAGCGUAUGAUGUCAGCCAAUGGUUGGAACUCUGUAGAGCUCAGAGACAACCGGUACGACCAGAUUGUACAUCUAGUGUCCGCUGCCAACGGAGCAGAGGACUUCUACAGCACUGAGGACCACGCGUGUCGAAGUGAAGGAGUGGUCCUGGCUCGGGAGCUGGACUACAAUGCUGCGGCUGCUUGGGUCGGUCAUCCGUACUUCGAUGUCAUUGACAACUCCACAGACUUUGAGACCAAGAUCUGCAGGAUGAUCGCAAGCGUUUGCCAGAAGCUAGGCAUUGACACUGGAGACCGCCUCACGACCAACUCUCGCAAACGCAAGUUCCUUGUCCGAGGUCCGCUGCCAGACGACUCUAUAUUCCCACCGUUCCAAGACUUCGACGUAGUCCACAAUUACCUUCAGACGUCAACCCCCAACAUGCAGGUGCGACUCCGGAAACGUGGUCAGAAAGACAGUACUGGGUUGGCAGGCCACUGGUCCUACAUCCACACCAUACGCAAGCCCAAGCUGCGAGGCCAAGUAGUUGAGGUCAAGACGCAGCUCACACACCGAGACUACAUCAACAUGUUGGCGCAGAGGGACGACUCCCACUUCACCAUCUUCAAGCGACGCCGCUGUUUUCUUGAUAACAACCAGUAUUUCCAAUUAGACAUCUACAGAGAACCUUGCCAUCCUAGGUGUAAGGGUCUGAUCCUGCUAGAGACAUACUCUGCACUAGACAACGGAGCGUUGGAGAAGUGUCUGCCCAAGUUCCUGUCUCUUGUAGAGGAGGUGACUGGCAACCCAGCAUACUCCAUGUUUAACCUCUCACUCCGCGAAGACUGGGACACCACCACCAAGUUCUGCAGAGGUUUCCAAGGUAUCCACAGGGACGUGUGUAAGAACUGACGUUAGAAGUGAACAACUGUUAACCAGGUGAUGAAAAGGAGAAAAUCAAGAUAAACAACAAUGAGAGCAGUGCUCCUUUAGCAAGUCAUGUAAAUGUAAAAUCCUCAGAGUCAACAGUCAAUGGAGGACUCUAACCUGGUACUUAGAGCUGUGACUGAACCUUAUCUACUU